Molecule: messenger RNA, 960 nt
Organism: Vicia villosa (hairy vetch)
Lineage: Eukaryota; Viridiplantae; Streptophyta; Magnoliopsida; Fabales; Fabaceae
Exons: 8
Coding region: 1-960 (319 amino acids)
Source: RefSeq, a predicted model, not a curated record
AUGGCGAGACCAUUGGCGAAAAUCUGUGACAUCAAUGAUAGCAAAGAACUUUGGAAAGUUUAUGUUCGAGGUGGUGACAUACAUGUUGCUGUUCCUGCACCGCAUGUAUCUCUAUUUUCUGAAAAAAUGGCCUUGGAUCAUAGUUACACUGUUUCCAAUUUUAAGGUUCAGCCUAAUGUUGCGGCUUUUAGACCUUCGUCUCAUAAGUUUAUGUUGAAGUUUACCUCCAGCACAACGGUUACGGAUGAUAACAAGACGGAAAUACCGCCAAAACCGCUGGUGUUUACUAAAUUUACUGAUAUAAUAAACGGUAACUUUAACAAGGAUGUGCUAAUAGACGUCAUUGGUAUGGUGGAAAGUAUUGGGUAUUCUCAGACCACAUCAGGUGCCCGGAAGCAGCAGAUUAACAUGAUGUUGCGGGACGGCGGUGAGAAUACUAUCAAUUGCACGCUUUGGGAAUCCUAUGCUGAACAAUUCAUGAAGUUCAAACAGGAGCGAAAGUUUCCACUGUCCGUGUCAAACACGUUUAAUGUCACUGUGCUUGGUCUGAAUACCGAUUUGUUGCCGAUGAAAGAAUCUAUAGAAAGAUUACAUUUUGUGCGACUGUUGGAGAAACUAAAAUGCUGGUGGCCUCUCCGUAUGGCUGGUAUUAUCGUGGUUGUCAUGCUUGCUCAUGUAUUGCGCGUGGUGAAAAAACCUCCGUUUGAGUGUGAGGCUGGACAUUUCACUGAGGCAGAGAUUUUUAGGUAUAAGAUUGAGAUUGAAGUUACUCAUGUCGGGAAUAGCUGUAACUUUCUAUUUUGGGACAGAGAGUGUGAGCUUCUUUUGGGAUUGUCUGCUUCACAGCUGCGUCAUACAAUGAUUAAGGCUGGCAUUCAUGAUCCAUUGGAAUUCCCACUUGCCUUGGAUCGGAUGUUGGAUCGCAAGAUGGCUUUCAAAAUCAAGUGGCAACCACGGUGA